Toxoplasma gondii ME49 is the source of this 1504-nucleotide messenger RNA. RefSeq lists its product as hypothetical. Gene Ontology annotation, cellular component: precatalytic spliceosome. The transcript has 2 exons. The coding region runs from base 525 to 1220 and encodes 231 amino acids. NCBI's taxonomy places the organism in Eukaryota, Apicomplexa, Conoidasida, Eucoccidiorida, Sarcocystidae. Gene Ontology annotation, biological process: RNA splicing. The record is from RefSeq and is a predicted model, not a curated record.
CUCUUUCUCCUCUCUUUCUCCCCUCGUUUCUUUCUGCAUUUCUCGUCGAGUCUUUCCACUGGCUCCGUCCCUUUCUGAGCUACAGGAAGGCGCCUUCGUCUUGUCAUUUGCCCAAGCGGGUCGUUGGCAGUUUCGGUCAGGUUUGUGGAGCCAGUCUGCCCUGGAAAGAGUUCCCUUAAAACAUUGUCCUCGAGAAACCAAGGCACUCCGCUUGUGGCUCCACCUUUGUUUCAACUCCAUCUCAACGCGUCCGUCCGGUUCGCUGUCCGUCGGUGUGCCUUUGCCAGCGACACCCUUCGCGUUCACCACUCUUUUCCAGAUCGCGUUGUCUGCUCUUUCGCUCGCGACUCACUCUUGCGGCAUCCUUCGCGGUCGUCUCUCAGCGUGUCUCAUAUUGCUCUGCACGCGGGUCUGCUGCCUCGAUUCCCUUGACAGCGGACUUUCGCAGCGACUCCCCCAUUUUGAGGAGAGGCUCUCGCCACGGCUUCUUUGUUUUUCUGCUGUUUCCCCGGGCGGCUGCAAGCAUGGAUUCGCGAAGAGACUACGGAGAAGGGAGAGGAGGCAGGGAUGGAAAAAGGUCGGGGUACGACUCUUACCACGGCGAAAGAGACAGAGGAGACAGGCGAGACGAGGACCGAGGCCGAAGCUCUAGGGAUGUGAGAGAUAAAGAAAGCUACUAUCGCUCUUCCGAUAGAGACAGGGAUCGUGGACGUUUCGGCAGAGAGGACUAUCGCGAGCGCGAGCGAGGCCGCGGGCGAGGAGACAGUUCUUACUCCAGCAGCGUGUCUGCCUCCCAUCGCCCCCACACGAGUUCGAGCUACGGCUACGCCGAUCCUUCUUCGUAUCACCAUGUGCACCCGCGUUCUUCUCGCAGCCGCUCUAGAGAGCGACGGGGGGAGAGAGAAAGCAGAAAUGCGCGCGUUUCCCCUCGCCCAAGCUCGACUGCAGACCGCGGCGGCGCAGGGAGAGACCGGCGCAGAAGGGGAGACGCCGAGAGAGAGAGAAGCAGUGACAGCAGCAUGGAUGGCAGCGACGACGAAGAGUUGUCGGAGGAGCAGCUUUUGCAGAAGCUGAUGGGCAUUGAAGGGUUCUCCUCCUCCAAGGGGCAGGACCACUCUGCGUCGAGCAUGUCAGGCGUGAACAAGAAAACCAAGCGAAAGUUCAGACAGUACAUGAACAGAAAGGGCGGCUUCAACCGACCCUUGUCGCCGAUAUUUUAGGUGGCGUUCUGUGGGGAAAGCCGCGGAGAACUGCAGAGAAAGCAGGGUGGACUGCGGGGAGAAGGCGCAGAAGCGUAGACACGGAAAACACUCGUUUUCCGUGGCGAUCCUGGAAACGACGGAGGGAACGGUUGCCGAGUUCUGAGGGUUGUGAACAGAGAGGUUGUCAAGCCGAGUUACAAGUCAUGCGAAAAAAGAAAAACGUUUGGCAGGAACCAGAGAGCGUGUGGAAACGAGAGCCGUCUUUUUCGCUGCUGCCGAUCUAGUUUCUCUCGACCUCUGGU